CCCCGCGGUCCCUCAGCACCCUCUGGCCGACUUCGCGAAGGCUAGGGCUUGGGCGGACGAAGCACCGUGCGCAGGCGCGGAGUUAGACCUCGCCGUAGCCCCCAUCGCCUCGGGGAGUCACAUCCACAGUGGGUCCCCUGGUCCAUCGGGGCGCUUUCCCUCCUCUACCCUCCCCGGUUCCCCGCGCGCCCUACGCGCCCCGAUGGCGGAGCUGCGGCCUACCGUCGCCCCCGGCCCCGCCGCGCCCCCGGCCCCUGGCCCUAGUGCCCCUCCGGCCUUUGCCUCCCUCUUUCCCCCGGGACUGCACGCCAUCUACGGAGAGUGCCGCCGCCUUUACCCCGACCAGCCGAACCCGCUCCAGGUCACCGCUAUCGUCAAGUACUGGUUGGGUGGUCCAGACCCAUUGGAUUAUGUUAGCAUGUACAGGAAUAUGGGGAGUCCUUCUGCCAACAUUCCUGAGCACUGGCACUACAUCAGCUUUGGCCUAAGUGAUCUCUAUGGUGACAGCAGAGUUCAUGAAUUUACAGGAACAGACGGACCAAGUGGUUUUGGCUUUGAAUUGACAUUUCGUCUGAAGAGAGAAACUGGAGAGUCUGCCCCACCAACAUGGCCAGCGGAGCUGAUGCAGGGCCUGGCUCGAUAUGUCUUCCAGUCAGGGCCAUGUCAACCUUACAGUUGCAGAAGACAACAUCGAGAAGAGAACACCUUCUGUAGCGGGGACCACGUGUCUUGGCACAGCCCUUUGGACAACAGUGAAUCGAGAAUUCAGCACAUGCUGCUGACGGAGGACCCGCAGAUGCAGCCUGUGCAGACCCCGUUUGGGGUGGUUACCUUCCUCCAGAUUGUUGGCGUCUGCACUGAGGAGCUCCACUCGGCCCAGCAGUGGAAUGGGCAGGGCAUCCUGGAACUGCUGAGAACGGUGCCCGUUGCUGGCGGUCCCUGGCUGAUAACUGACAUGCGGAGGGGAGAAACCAUAUUUGAGAUUGAUCCGCACCUGCAACAGGAGAGAGUUGACAAAGGCAUCGAGACAGAUGGUUCUAACCUGAGCGGUGUUAGUGCCAAGUGUGCCUGGGAUGACCUAAGCCGACCUCCUGAGGACGAUGAGGAUAGCCGGAGCAUCUGCAUCGGCACACAACCCCGGAGACUCUCUGGCAAAGAUACAGAGCAGAUCCGGGAGACCCUGAGGCGAGGACUCGAGAUCAACAGCAAACCUGUCCUUCCACCAAUCAACCCUCAGCGACAUAAUGGCCUCACCCACGACCGUCCCCCGAGCCGCAAAGACAGCUUAGAAAGUGACAGCUCCACGGCUGUUAUCCCCCACGAGCUGAUCCGUACCCGGCAACUCGAGAGCGUACAUCUGAAAUUUAACCAGGAAUCAGGGGCCCUCAUUCCCCUCUGCCUAAGGGGCAGACUCCUGCAUGGCCGGCACUUCACCUACAAGAGUAUCACAGGUGACAUGGCCAUCACAUUUGUGUCCACGGGAGUGGAAGGCGCCUUUGCCACUGAGGAGCAUCCUUACGCAGCUCAUGGACCCUGGUUACAAGUGAGAAGCGUUCUUUUUCCCUUCCUUUUUUUCCUCCGGCUCUCUACCUGCUGCCUACCCUCCCUCCAAGGGCAGCUCCCUAUGGCACCCAUCCUGGGCUGGGAGCUGCCUCUUAGGUUCAGAACCUGAGCUCUGUGUGUGGUU
This is a messenger RNA of Myodes glareolus (Bank vole), 1687 nucleotides long. The record is from RefSeq and is a predicted model, not a curated record. NCBI's taxonomy places the organism in Eukaryota, Metazoa, Chordata, Mammalia, Rodentia, Cricetidae.